CAACCUCAUUUUUGCUUGACAGGCGGCAUGUGGCGAUCCUCCCUCAUCUUCGCGAGGAAGCAGUCUCUGUUUGCCGCGGCUGCUGCAGGCGCCGCUGCCUUCUCAUCUCUAAACGUCGUAUCCUCGUGUGACGGCAAGAUUGAGGACGCCAGCACCGCAUCGUCGUCGCAGGCACAGCCCGAAUUCCCCACGGAAGCCGAGAAAAUUGUCGGUCGUUACGAGAAUCGAUUGCGUCGAUUCAGCAGUCCUGAGCGAGUGUUCCAGUACUUUGCGAGCAUUCGACUGGACAAGCAACCGUACAUGACCCGCCAAGACUUUAUCCGAGCGUUGACCCCGUAUUCAUUCCGCAAAGGCGACCAGUUGCACUCGAAAAACACCGAAUUCAACCCGAUGAUGGCGUUUAGCGCGCCAAAGAAGGCCGAUGUCGACACAUACAAAGCGUUGGUUCAAGACAUCAUGCGCUUGGGCGAACACGACGAGUGGAAGAAGUCGACGGACGCGAAAAAGGAAAUGGAAGCACUGAUGACAAAGUUGACCCACGACCACGACAUUGACUUACAGACGCAUUUGCUCGUGCUGCGGGAGCUCAACGUGACCUGCCGCGAAUUUGAAAGCUUUGUGGAGAAGCAUGGCGGGCCAAAAGCGCACCGCGAGGCGUUCUUCGACUUGGUGGAUGCCGACGGCGACGGACUCAUCUCGUACCCCGAGUACAUGUUCUUCACGACCCUUCUGAGCAUCCCCGAACGACAAUUCGAACUGGCCUUCAAGAUGUUUGACAACGACGGCAACGGCGUGAUCGAUCACCGCGAGUUUAAAGAGAUCAUGGACUUGAUGCGACUGCGCACACCCUCGGGGCGUCAAGACCGUCGAUUGAAGGAGAACUCGACCCCGGCGUUCAAGAACUUGUUUGGCGAGUGGGAGCGGGAUCCUCUCACGUAUGAAAAAUUUCGCGCAUUUCGCGCCAACUUGAAGCGCGAAAUCAUGCAUUUGCAUUUCGCGCAUUACGACGUGGACGGGAGCAAGGAGUUGUCGGCGCGCGAGUUUGGCAUGUUCAUGGUGUCCCAUGUCAACCAAACCGAGUUGGACCAGUGGGUUGAAAAGGUCGACAAGCUGCAUGGCGUCGAGGUAGAUUCGUCAGGCGGUCGUUUACUCGUGAUGGAGGGGUUGGCGAUACAUGGGAUGUGUGUGUAGAUGAGCAUCACGGAGCAAGAGUUUAUGGACUUUUACAGCUUUUUGGAAAACCUGGAUGCGAUGAAGGUUGUGCGACAAGGGGAUACAUAUAUGAUGGUUCUUCUUCACGGGGAACAUAACGACUGCGUGAGUAGGUUGCCAUGGAACUGGUCAUGGAGAAGCAUGGCUUGGACAAAGAUCAAUUCUACCGAGCAACGCGUGCGGCGUGCAAUGGAGGCCGGCCGUUGGUGUCCCGCCAAAUUGUAGACAUCAUUUUCGCCCUCUUUGACGAAAGCGGUAGUCAUACAGCAUAAUGCAUGCAUCACACUCAACUUUAAUCUCAUCAACGAAUACCUAGGGGAUGGCGCGGUGUCGCCGGACGAAUUCCUCGGUGUGAUGGAAACGAGGCGCAGUGCCGGCCUUCGUGAAGUAGUUACUUGCUUUCUGUCGCAAUGCAAUGUCUCAUGAAUGUCAUGCUAGCGCCGCGACCUGGGAGCCGUCGAGUUCUUCAAGCGCAUCAAGUCGUGCUUCCUAGAGUGCGUGGCCGACGCGCCAUAAAUUGUGAUAAUGGAGUGGUUGGUCUGUCUCCCAAAGAUCCAAUUCUCAAAUGAAAAUAAUUUGAACAAAUCAAAUAUAAUAUCUUUCUUUUUGUAUACUCAA
Molecule: messenger RNA, 1830 nt
Organism: Aphanomyces astaci
Lineage: Eukaryota; Oomycota; Saprolegniomycetes; Saprolegniales; Verrucalvaceae
Exons: 6
Coding region: 28-1191 (387 amino acids)
Biological process (GO): mitochondrial calcium ion homeostasis; calcium import into the mitochondrion
Cellular component (GO): uniplex complex
Molecular function (GO): calcium ion binding
Source: RefSeq, a predicted model, not a curated record